Molecule: messenger RNA, 3739 nt
Organism: Anolis sagrei ordinatus
Lineage: Eukaryota; Metazoa; Chordata; Lepidosauria; Squamata; Anolidae
Product: leucine-rich repeat-containing protein 37A-like
Molecular function (GO): protein binding
Source: RefSeq, a predicted model, not a curated record
AAGUGGCUUUGCAGAAACAUUGUUUUAAAGUGACAGAUUUCUUCUCUUCUUUACACAGGUUUAAAAAAGCUUCAAGGUUAUGUGUCAGUGGUUAACAUGAUUGAAAAGUAUAGGCUAGAAUUUUUUGUUGCUAUGUGUUCUCAAGCCAUUUCUGAUUUAUGGCAACUCAAAGGUGAACCUAACUUGAGAUUUUUUUUUAGGGCUGAGAGUUUGUGACUCACUCAAGGCCAAUCAAUGGGUUUCAGAGACUGAGCAGGGAAUCAAAUUCUGGUUUCUUGAGUCAUACUCUGAUGCUCAAACCACUACAUCAGAGGUAAGAACAGGCCAUUCAGCCCAGUUCUCCAAUUGUAUGGUAUGAUCAUUCAUGGUAUGAUCAUUCAUCAUUCAGCUCCAGAUCACUGGAAGUCACAACCCAAAAUAGAAGCACUACAUUCAUGCCAAAGUAUCUCAAGCACAUCAGACUUGUUGUCUUUACUACAAGGUUGCCAUAGCUACACCAGUUCUUAUGAUGUCAAAAGUAGUUCUAAGAUGAUGUCACAACCAACCAGGAUGCUUAGAAUGUGCGCACGGAGAGGCUUCUCGAAGAAGUCAUAAGAUCCAGGGAAGCCAGACAUGGGAUGGUGAUGUAGUGGCCUCCUCCCAAGAUUAUGGAGAGGCUUGUGGCUCUGGUUGCUUGGUAACCGCAUGGAGUCACCACCAGUGGUGGCCACCAUUUUCCAAGACAUCCUCUACUGGAGUCAAAUGAGCAAGAGGGGAGCGGGGCCUGGUAUCCACUCUGUAGCAUGGGCCCCGUGGCUACCUCUAAUACUCACUUUUUCUUCUUGAUCGCACUAGUGUCUUUCGCAAGGUUGGACACGGCCAAUGAGCCUUGCCCAAUCCCGUGCCGUUGCACCGUGGAAAUCCUCAACUGUAGCAGGACCGCCAACCCUCCCGGGCUCCACCGGGUGCCCUUCCCCAAGGCGGUUGGCCACCCCCCUGUUUUCUUCUUUUUGGAUUUCACGAAUAAUGCGAUUUCUACUAUUGGAACACAAGCAUGGAGGGGCUAUCCUUGGGCUGAGUACUUGGUUCUCAAGGGCAAUAGCUUGACCCGACUGCAAAAUGACUCUCUGGAUGGCUUGCUUUCACUUACACACCUGGACCUGUCAUGUAAUAAAAUUCGGACCAUUGAGAAAAAUGCAUUUGAACCCGUUCCAUUCCUGCAGUUCGUAGAUCUCAGUGGCAACGUUAUUGGUCGGAUCACUCAGGGGGCAUUUCAGGCCUGGCAUGGAAUGCAGUUUUUGAUCAAGUUGGUUCUCAACCACAACCAAUUGACAUCCAUUGAUGAUGCCUAUUUUUACAAGUUGCCCUCACUGAAGUUCCUAGACCUCGGAGCAACAGGGAUUUCCCCAAACACAUUGGUGGAACUGCUCAAAAUCACCCUUCAAUUGAAAACUCUCGUCUUGCCCAAGAAGAUGGUUUGUUGCCUUUGCCGUAUUCAGGACGACAUUGAAGUUCUGUGUGAAAGCAUCCAAUUGAAUUGCACUGAAUCAUGUGACUCAAACAGCACUCAGUGUGAGAAAAAUGCGGGUUUGCAUAAGAUGCAAGAGGAAGUUAUGAAGAUUUUGGAAACCAGGAAACAGAAUUCCAGUAACGUCCUGAGUAUUCAGCCAGAGAGACCUCUGCAAGAAAACACAUCUUUGGCAAUGCCAGUGAACCAGAGCCUCACACAUUUUGGCAUCCAUUUCCAGAAACUGACUCCCCACCUUUUCACAACUGUAGAGCAUUUAGCAGAUGUGAAGAACAAUGAAUCUCUGGACAUAAAAUGGACUGACAAAAGUGAACUGAAACAAUUAUACAUGCUGGCCAAGCUGCUGCAGGCAGAACUCAGAGGGAAAAUUGAUGAAUACCAAGGGAAAAAUGAAUGGGCAGAAGCCUCAAGUGGCACUACACCGGCUGCAGAAGAGCGUGUUGCUCCUGCUCUGCAGAAGAAGAGACAUAUAAGGAAAGUCAAAAGAGACAGUUCGUCUCCAAACAGAAAACAACCACUUCUCACAAUGGGCAAAAAUAAGCAGGCGUUGUCAAAGGCCGUGAUGCAAUAUGCAGAGCUGCCAGGCAUCCAAGAUUCCACACCAAGGUCUCAGCACAUGAGAAAGCUAUCAAAAGCCUUUAAGCCUCUCAGGCCCCGUCACAUAGCACCACACCUGUCCCCUUGGAAGCGCUCCAUUUCAGGCUUUUCAACCCUGGCUUCUCCCACCUUAACGGCCUCCAUCCUGAUGGAUGACGACGACGACGACGAAUUGACAGGCAAAGUUUUUAUUAUUUUGAAACACGGCAAUAAAUCAAGAAAGCGCGGGCCAACUACAACUCCCACUCCUGUCAGCAAACAGGAGGAAGAGGCACCUCGUCAAUAUUCCCAACCAGAGAGUCAGCCUGCCCUUCCCUCUUUAUCCCUCCCCUCUCAGAAUGAACCUGUUGGAGGCAACAUGGAGAAUGCUGGGGGAAGAGCUGGAGAAAAUGUUGGGGGUAAUAUUGGAGGGAGUGGCGCUGAGACCCACGGCUACAGUAAGGAAGAUCUGCUCAACCAACUCAUGCACGGAGGGGAGAAAGGCAAAAUCCCAGAGGAUGACUUGAAUCAGCUCUCGCCUGACAUUACAUUGUCCCAUGAGACACACUGGGAACAUCAUGAGCCAAAAACCACUGUUUCCUCCCAACUUAACCAAAUGAAGCCUCAGGAUGACUUUCUGCGUAAAGGUGACCUCUUUGAAGUUGAGCUGAACAAGCGUUUAGCAACCCUCAUCCCAAAUGUGCCGGUGAGGAAGCUCAUCUCCCAUGUGAUUCGCAUCCUGAAAAUGGACUGCACAGAGCCCGCCAUCCAGAUGGCUUGUGCCAAACUCAUCUCCAGGACAGGGCUCCUUAUGAAACUGUUCAGUGAUAGAGAAAACAUCAAGGAGACUUCCCCUCUGUGGGAGUCAUACUUUUGGCCUGUCAAAAAUGCAGUCAACAAGACCAAGUCUAGCUCAAGAAAAAUAGAGAAACCUUCUGAAGAGAUAGCAAGGCAGGGAAUUCCAGAAUAUGGAUAUGGCAACAAGAUACUGUUGGCUAUUUCAGUGACAGCAGCAAUAAUGCUUAUCAUUUUGGCAAUAGGACUGUACGAGAUCUGUUCGCAGCGCUCAAGGGAAGGAGGCGAAAGACGGGGAUUCUGGGGCAGAAAGAAGGGAUCAGUGGAUGAGCAGUCUUCUGCAACUUCUUCUCUUGAUAAGCCUCUCUGGCUUAAAGACACAUAUCAGCCUUUGGAUGAAACACGGAGGAAGAGCAUGGUUAAUAAACUCCAUGAUGCAGAGUCCUCUGAUGAGGAAGACAUAUUCAACUGGGCUAAUGCAAGACCCCCAGUGGUGGCUGAGCCUCUUCCUGCACCAAAGACCAGUUCAGUCAAAUUAGAAGCUCCGCCUCCUUCUGCGGAGCCACCCCCGGUUAAAAAGGCCAGUUCCAAGAAACUGGCUGCACCACCCGCUGACAAGGCCUCUGCUGAAGGCUCAGCUGCAAAGAAGUCCGGAGAAGAAGGAAGUGAAGCGGGGACUGAAGAAGCUUCAAAGAAAGCUUCGGAAGGGGAAGGCGAAGCUGAAGGCGAAGCUGAAGGCGAAGGCGAAGAGGACUAAGGUUGACUGUUCUACGUUUGUGAAUACUGCUGUACAUUAUCUAGAACGUUAUAAAAAUUGUAUUUUCUUCAUAUGGGAUAUUAUUAAAUAUAUUCCUCCAAUAA